Messenger RNA from Fusarium venenatum, 2121 nucleotides. Its product is annotated as WD40-repeat-containing domain protein. The record is from RefSeq and is a predicted model, not a curated record. Gene Ontology annotation, molecular function: protein binding. Gene Ontology annotation, biological process: transcription by RNA polymerase III. Gene Ontology annotation, cellular component: transcription factor TFIIIC complex. Lineage: Eukaryota; Fungi; Ascomycota; Sordariomycetes; Hypocreales; Nectriaceae.
AUGAGAACACGAAAAUCCAAUCGUACUAAACGGUACACGAUUGAAAAAUACGAUUUCGAAGGUAGCUCAGACGAAGAAAAUCUCAAGCGUGCUACCCAGAAAGCGGAACGUGACGGAAACUUUGAUGAGAAUGCUGCUGCUGAAGAAAGCGCUGAAGAAGAGAUCGCUCUCGAUCAAGAACAGGAGCACGAUGAAAAUGAAGAUCCAGAGUCUGAAGGACCUGUGAGCGAACCAGAUGGAGUACCAGACAGGUUUGCGCGACAGCGCUUGAAGCCAAUCAGGCCAUUCAAUGUACGCGCUGCUGGCUUAACAGGAUAUCUCGGUUUAGAGCCUGUCGCAGACGGACGUAUCGUGAGAUCAUACUGGGGGCCUUAUGAUCGCGGCUUUAAGGGGAAACAGCUGGUCGAAGCGUGGUAUGGAAGACACGAAGAUGGUGUUAAUCUAGUCAAAGGAAUGCUGGAUCGUUGGAUGGACUGGACCGUUCUGCCUCCCAAGAUCCCGGGUGAGGAAGAACAAAAAGACAGAGGCGUUUGGUCGCCUAGUUUCUUCGAACGGGAGGCUUAUAGUGCUGAGCAUUGGUACGAACGUGUUCGCGAAAGUCUUCCCGAAGCCAACGCCCAAAUGCGACUAUCAGUAGAGGAAGCCGAGCUGUACCGUUUCCAGAGAGAGCCAAUGCCAGUAUUACUAGGGCCGCCAACAUCGCAACAAGAGAUCAGAUUCGAGCCUGGUAACGCUUACUCAAUAUCGCAAGAUGGUCUUCCCUUACAAAAUGACAGCACACCCGUGGGAUGGGUGUUAGAUGCGGGUGGUAUCGUCACCGGAAUGGACUGGGCGCCGUUGCAUAGUGUUAACGCGCCGCAGCUGCUGGCCAUAUGUGUUAUUCCACAUUCUGACCAGGAGUUGUAUGACUACGAAGAGCAGUCUCUAAGCCCUGACUUUCAGAAGUAUGGCACUGUGCAGUUGUGGGAGUUUGUGGGCGAGAGGCAGGAUGAUGGCUUUGCACAACCUUCAUCACAAUCUCCGACACUACGCAAAACGAUAUGUUUGGAACAUGGGCGCGCUCGGAGAGUGAAAUGGAGCCCGGCAUGUGGCUUCCUGGCAAUUCUUUGCGACGAUGGAAGCGUAUAUGUCACUGAAGCUGGGGACGAUGGAGAAGGAGGUUAUGAAAAGGUUGUCGAGCCAAUAGCUGUGUUUGGCUUUCCAGAUGAAGACGCAAAGGCGACAUCCCUCACAUGGGUCAAUUUCAACAGGCUGGUGGUAGGCUACACUGACGGUUCCGUUGCUCUUUGGUCUCUCCGUCCCCAUCGCCUCCUCUCUCGACACCCUGUCCAUCAUAACAUCGUUGUCGAUCUCGUCUCUGGCUAUCCAGCUAUGCCAUAUCUCAUCGCUUCUACCCCGGUCGGUGGCACUGUCAAAUUACUUGACCUUCGUGGCCCUAGCUACGAAUCUACCGAAGUCCAGAACCUCACAGUCGGAACGCAACCAAACCUCCUCGGAUACAGCGACCAUCUGCUUGGCUUCUUCUCCAUGUACCCAUCCGCAGGUGUUCUCAACACUCAUGUCGGUUUCAUGCACCACUCGCAGUUCCCUGUCGCCCGUCGUGUGUUCACUGGCGAAAGCUAUCCCUCGUGUUUGGCAGUUGGACGCACCCACCCAUACCUCCUUGUCGGGUCCUUGGACGGCUCACUGUGGGCUAUCAACCCCCAGGUUGAGAUUUUCACCACCAGACGUGAACCAACAGACCGGAUCCGCAUUUUCCAUCACGAGCAUCGGCCUGGAAAGUUGUUCUCGGCUGAUUCUCCUGCUGCAGCGCGGGGUGUCUCAAGGAUAGUAUCGGGCUUCAUCCUAGAGCGCAGCCUAACAAAGCAUUCGGCCCAUAAACCCCCUGUCAAGAAAGGGAAGAAGCCAAAGAGGAAAGAGACCGAUACAGCUGUUGGCGAUGAUGAGGAAGAUGCGAACGCGAUUAUGGAUCCAACCAGAGCCAUCAUCUAUGAGCCUUUGACAAGAGUCACAGUCGCCGAAUGGAAUCCUAACGAGGAGUACGGUUGCUGGGCCGCUGCCGCAAUGGGAUCAGGCUUGGUCAGGGUAAUGGACCUCGGCUUGGCACAAACAGACGAGUGA